CUUGAAGGUGAAUGGAGUGGAGUAUUGCGAUGCAGCAUGCUCUGGUAUUAUAGAUACUGGGACAUCCUUGAUAGUCGGAUCUAAUGCAGUGGUGGGUAAAAUUAAUUCCCAACUCGGUGCCGUAUCUGCAACGGAUGGGGAGUAUAAAGUCGACUGCGGUAAUCUCAAUAACCUUCCUCCCAUUGAGUUUAUCUUCAAGGAGAGAAGAUAUGUAUAUCAAGCAAAAGAUUACGUGGUUAAA
Molecule: messenger RNA, 241 nt
Organism: Trichobilharzia szidati
Lineage: Eukaryota; Metazoa; Platyhelminthes; Trematoda; Strigeidida; Schistosomatidae
Source: the annotation of a GenBank genome assembly